Molecule: messenger RNA, 2651 nt
Organism: Oxyura jamaicensis (ruddy duck)
Lineage: Eukaryota; Metazoa; Chordata; Aves; Anseriformes; Anatidae
Gene: DDX43
Product: DEAD-box helicase 43
Exons: 17
Coding region: 1-1986 (661 amino acids)
Molecular function (GO): ATP binding; RNA binding; RNA helicase activity
Source: RefSeq, a predicted model, not a curated record
AUGUCGGACUGGGAGGAGAGCAGCGAAGAGGAGGCGCCGCGGCCGCCGCCAUUUUGUGCGGUUGACGCUGCGCCUCUGAGGCAGCCGCCAGCGCCCGCCCGUGCCUCUGUGCAGGGCGCAGGGGGCCGAAGGAGCUCUGAGGCGGUAGCCAGGGCUGGGGGAGAAGAGUGGGAGCUUCGAGAUGCUGGAAGCCCCCGAGAUGCUGGAUGCUCCCGAGGCGUGGGGCAGGCGACGUGGUGGCGUCCGCAGGGAACCGCCAGCGGCAGGCCUCGGGCUGGCACACCGCCCCUCUGCUUCUUCAUCAGCAACGCACAGGUCGGGGCGCUAAUAGGUCGGGGUGGAACUAAAAUAAGAGAGCUUGAGGACUCCUCGGGUUCUAGGAUACAGGUUGUAAAGGGAGCCUUGGAAGCUGAAGUGAAGAUCUUUGGCAGUGCUGCUGUGCAAAACAAAGCCAAGAUGUUGAUUGAUGAUGCAGUCUCAAACUGUGGACAAAACAACACUAGAGGAAAAACCUUGGAUGUUAUCCAGCCUGAAAAUUCAACAAAAAAAGCAGUGAUUAACUGGGCCUCUCUUCGAGAAAACAGAGCUAAAUAUGAGGCUAUGAAGUGGGCAGACUUGCCUCCAAUUGAGAAAAACUUCUAUAAAGAAUCAUCGAGGACUGCAUCUAUGUCACCAGAAGAAGUGGAACUGUGGCGGAAAGAAAACAAUAACAUAAUGUGUGAUGACUUAAAAGAAGGUGAAAAGCGCUGCGUUCCCAAUCCUGUAUGUAAAUUUGAAGAUGUAUUUGAGGAUUAUCCUGAUAUCAUGGCUAAUAUAAGAAAAAUUGGUUUUCAGAAACCUACACCAAUUCAGUCCCAGGCAUGGCCAAUCAUACUCCAAGGAAUUGAUCUUAUUGGCAUAGCACAGACUGGUACCGGCAAGACAUUAGCUUACUUAAUGCCUGGAUUCAUUCAUUUGGCUUCACAACCAAUAUCCAAAGAUCAGCGUGGAGGACCGGGAAUGUUAGUUCUAGCUCCCACUCGAGAGCUAGCACUUCAAGUAGAGGCAGAGUGUUUGAAGUACACAUACAAAGGAAUUAAAAGUAUUUGCAUAUAUGGUGGUGGGGACCGAAAAGGACAGAUAAACACAGUUACCAAAGGUGUGGAUAUUGUCAUUGCUACUCCUGGGAGACUGAAUGAUCUUCAAAUGAACAACUUCAUAAAUUUGAAGAGCAUAACGUACUUGGUUUUAGACGAGGCUGACAAAAUGCUGGAUAUGGGAUUUGAACCUCAGAUAAUGAAGAUCCUAAUAGAUGUGCGGCCUGACAGACAAACCGUUAUGACAAGUGCUACUUGGCCUGAUGGUGUUCGUCGCCUAGCAAAAUCCUAUUUGAAAAAUCCUAUGAUUGUGUACGUUGGCACUCUUGACUUAGCUGCAGUAAAUACAGUAGAACAGAAAGUUGUUGUUACCACCGAGGAGGAGAAGAGAGCUUUCAUGAAAAGCUUCAUUGCCUCAAUGAAACCAAAAGAUAAGGUCAUCAUUUUUGUGGGAAAAAAACUUACAGCUGAUGACUUAGCAAGUGACUUUGGUCUCCAGGGAAUUCCAGUACAGUCUCUUCAUGGUAACAGAGAGCAGUGUGAUCGAGAACAGGCCUUAGAUGAUUUCAAGAAAGGCAAAGUCAGAAUCCUGGUAGCUACGGACUUAGCAUCCCGGGGCCUUGAUGUGCAUGAUAUUACUCAUGUUUUUAACUUUGACUUUCCUCGUAAUAUUGAAGAAUAUGUUCAUAGAGUUGGUCGUACUGGGAGAGCAGGUCGUACUGGGGAGGCAAUAACACUUGUCACUAAGAAAGACUGGAAGGUUGCAUCUGAACUGAUUGAUAUUCUGGAAAGAGCAAAGCAAGUAGUUCCUGAAGAGCUUAUUUCAAUGGCAGAAAGAUACAAAAAAUUUCAAAUGGAAAAAGACAUGGAACGAGAUAUACGAAGACCUCAAAGAAAGCCCCCAAACUAACUGUAAUCCAUUGGAGGUACAAAACAAAGUAAGUGAUUAUAGUGAAUGUAAGCAAUGUUUGUCAGUCCGACUUCAGAAUACUGUACUUUCACACUGAUAUGCCACAUCUGCAGGGCAUGAAAAAGUAUUUCAGAGGAUAACUAUUUGAAAACUGGUCUAUUUUCAGUAACUGAUGUUUGCCAAAGCAAGUAUUUUAUUUCCAAGCUAACACUAAAGGUCAUUUUUGAGAGUUCUCUCAAAAAAAGCAUGAGACAAGUCUGCAUUUCCUCCGAAUGGAGGAUGGCAUAACAAGAAGCAUGCAUUCAUGGCUAGAUGAAAAAAGCAGCUUUAGUGUUUCUACUCGGGGGGGGGGGGGGGGGUCGGUAACUGUCAAGCUUAAGGAAGAAGUGCACAGUUUACUAGAGUGAUGUUCAGAAAGUCAUAAAGAGAAUGAAUCUUAGGAAAAUAUACCUUUGAAGGUCAGCUUCCUUUCAGAUAAUGUUGAUUCGUAUUUUAUGCUUGGAUGUCAGGUUCUGUCUCCCCUACCGUUGAUGGUAACGGGGCAUGUUUUCACGCGUUGGAAGUUCCUUGGAAGGGGCUAUUACUGUACAAAUGAUAUUUGGUCUGAACUUGGGUUUAUUCAGGUCAUGUGAGUAAGUGGAAAAUUAAUAAACUGAAUCUAGAGA